This is a messenger RNA of Caenorhabditis briggsae, 606 nucleotides long. The record is from RefSeq and is a predicted model, not a curated record. NCBI's taxonomy places the organism in Eukaryota, Metazoa, Nematoda, Chromadorea, Rhabditida, Rhabditidae. The transcript has 4 exons. The coding region runs from base 1 to 606 and encodes 201 amino acids.
AUGAGCUCUACUAGCAAUAUUAGAAAUGUCUAUUUUAUUCUAAAAUCUCUGGAAAUUGCUGACAUUUUCCAGAGAUUUUCAGUUUUUUUGAAAAUUGAAAACUAUGAUUUUUUGAAAAUGGGCGAUUUUGUGUGCUCAGACCUCCCCAGUGGCCUAAAAUUUCCAGUAAUUCUAGAAGAUUCUUGGUUCAAAAAUCCAGAAAUUGAGCUGGAAAUCCGGACAAACGGACACACAUACGCCGGGAUUUUGAUGAUUGGAAAGCCGGAAAAUCAAAAUUUCUCGAUUUCUGGCACAACUACAGUAUACCGUAUCCGAGAACCUGCAGAUCAUAUCUCGCUGGAAUGCACUAUUUUAGUCGAAGAAUUUUCUUCGAAAAUUCUAGAAAAAUCUGAAAUUCUGGAAGAGAAAAAGAUUGGGAUAACGAGAGAGACGCAGACAGAGAGAGCCAAGAAAUUGGUGCAGAGAGAUGGAGAGACGCAGUUUCCAUCAUUUGUCUCCUUGAGAAUCGCCCGUUUUUUAUCACAUUCUUCGCCGCAUUCCACACGUAUUUCAGCGAAUUUCGGUCCAGAUACCAUUGAUUACCGUACUCCAGCUGGAAAGGUUUGA